Messenger RNA from Nicrophorus vespilloides, 597 nucleotides. RefSeq names its product 28S ribosomal protein S10, mitochondrial (gene mRpS10). Gene Ontology annotation, cellular component: mitochondrion; mitochondrial small ribosomal subunit. NCBI's taxonomy places the organism in Eukaryota, Metazoa, Arthropoda, Insecta, Coleoptera, Silphidae. The record is from RefSeq and is a predicted model, not a curated record. Bases 77 to 565 code for a protein of 162 amino acids. The transcript is spliced from 4 exons.
AAUAGGUUAAAAAUCAAUGUCAAAAAUAAAGUAGAGCUUUAUAACCUAUAAAAUUAUCCGAAUUUCAAAGCACAAAAUGAAUAUCCUGAAGACAACCGCAUCCAGAUUUCUUCGUCUGCCCAAUAUAACCUCAAAUUUUAAAUAUGCAACUGCAGUUGAGACAGCAAGCAAACCACAAGAAGUUAAUGAACCAAUUGAUAAGUUGUAUAAGACAAUCGAAUUAGAACUGAGAGGAAACGAUUCAGCUGUAUUAAAUAGUUUUGCAAAAUUCGCGACUACUGCUGGAAAACACUUGGAUGUUCAAUCAAAAUCAUGGAAUAUGAGGAAACCAGUACAUGAAAAAUUUACAGUCUUGAAAUCUGUACACAUUUACAAGAAGCACAGGGUACAAUAUGAAUUUCGAACAUAUUUCACAUUUGUUCAGUAUAAGCAUUUAACUGGAUCCACAGCAGACACACUUUUGGAAUAUGUUGAAAGGAAUAUACCUGAGGGUGUUGCACUUAAGGCAACAAAGGUUGAACUGCAAUUGUUACCUGAUCAUUUAGAACCACCAAAGGCAGAAUAAGUUAUUAUAAUAAUAAAAUUAGUUUAAUUUUU